AUGUCUCUUUACCAUGAGGCUGCCGACAUCCUUGAGAGAGCGCAAAAAAAUGGGGGAUCACUCAAAUCGAUAGUGUUCGGCAAGAAGACCUGGAAGACGGAUGGAAAAACACUUUUCGCCUUGACAAGUGAAGCGGCGAAAUGGAGCGAGAUCCUGUCCGAAGUGGUGGAGAGGAGUGGUGUUCUGGGUGUUGAGAAGAGCCUGACUCCAACCCUGGCUCUCCUUCUCACACAUGACCUCUUCCUGUCAAAGAAAGGUGUUGCGUUACCCUCAAGCCAUGGCUUGAACACAUCGAUCAGUCGACACAAGGUUCGACUAUCGGCAGAGCUCACCAAGGCACGAUUACGGCGUGGCUUUGCCACGUUGGAUGCACUGCGAGCACACGUCAACUCAGAAGCUGCCAAUGGACCACCAACCGAUCCCGAUUCGAAACCACGGAUACGACAUCCUCGAUGGAUCCGGAUCAAUACGCUCAGAACUUCAUUUGACGACGAGCUGGCGGCUUCAUUCACUACCUACACUCAAGCGCAAUCACUCAAGGAGAUCACCCAUGCCACGCCCGAUCAACGCCUCUACCAUGUCGACGAGCACAUUCCCAAUCUCAUUGCGAUUACCGGCCCAGACGAUCCUACAACGUUCAAGUCUUACAAGCAAGGCAAGCUGAUUCUUCAGGAGAAGGCUUCCUGCUUUCCUGCCUACUUGCUUGAUCCUCGGCCUGGCGAGGGUGAUGUGAUCGAUGCGUGUGCGGCUCCUGGAAACAAAACGACUCAUGUGGCCUCUCUCCUGACCGACUCUCAGAGUAAGGUCACAGCAUGCGAGAAAGAUCCCGAACGAUCAAAGACCCUGGAGAAGAUGGUGAAGUUGGCAGGCGCUGGGGAUGUUGUGACGGUCAAGCAGAAGCAGAACUUUCUCAAACUAGAUCCAGCAGCGAAGGAGUGCAGAAAUGUUACAAGUCUCCUUCUUGACCCCAGCUGCUCAGGCAAUGGCAUCUUUGGACGAGAUGAGGCUACUGUGACUGUUCGCUUGCCGUCCGCGACCACUACGGUUCCAGCCUCAAAGGGCAAGAAACGAAAACGAGGCGGACAGAAGACUCAACCUGCGCCAGAACCGACAGACCAGGAUGGAGACGCAAUCACUGAAGAGACACCCGAACAAGACGAUGAGGACGAAGCGAAACUGAAAGCAAGACUCGAAAACCUUUCCACCUUCCAGCUCAGGCUACUGCAACACGCCAUGUCCUUCCCUGCAGCCAAACGAAUCACGUAUUCAACGUGUUCCAUACAUGCAGAGGAGAAUGAGAACGUCGUGGUGCAGGCAUUGCUCUCAGACGUUGCUCAUAGCCGAGGCUGGCGGAUUAUGAAGCGUGCUGAUCAGGUCGAUGGGAUGAGAAGAUGGCACAAGCGAGGUAGUGUAGACGCUGCUCGUCAAGCAAUAGCAGCGUCAACAACCGAGGGUGGAGCAAAAGAUUUUGAUGCUGCGGAAGUGGCUGAUUCUUGUAUCCGAUGCGAGAAGGGAGGCGAAGAUGGGACUAUGGGCUUCUUUGUGGCUGGUUUUGUAAGAGAUGGCGAUGUUGAAAUUGAGCCGAAUGGAGGUCGGAAUGGUGCAGUAGAAGAAGCAGAUGGAGCAGCAGAUGAUGACGACGAAGAGUGGAAUGGCUUCAGCGGCGAUGAAGCAUGA
Messenger RNA from Zasmidium cellare ATCC 36951, 1677 nucleotides. RefSeq lists its product as uncharacterized. The transcript has 2 exons. The record is from RefSeq and is a predicted model, not a curated record. Gene Ontology annotation, molecular function: methyltransferase activity. The coding region runs from base 1 to 1677 and encodes 558 amino acids. Gene Ontology annotation, cellular component: nucleolus. Lineage: Eukaryota; Fungi; Ascomycota; Dothideomycetes; Mycosphaerellales; Mycosphaerellaceae. Gene Ontology annotation, biological process: rRNA base methylation.